UCCGUUUGACUUGCAUUUGAGUUUGUAUGUGCGGUGAAUUUCUGUGCAUAUAAAUCAAGUUUUGGCGAUUAGUUUGAUCUGAAUUCUACGUUUGCAAAUAAAGCAGUCAACAAAGCUGUGGUACACCGUAAACUAAUUAAAAAAUGCUGCGACAAAUCACAAUUUUGAAGCAAAUUGGCAGAAUGAGUUUUGCUCCAUUGGCUUGCAAUCACGCUACAAGAAUAGUGCCAGAUUUAACAAAAGACAGAUAUUCGGUCAAGCGUGGAGACUAUGGCACACUUACAAAUGACGAUAUCAAGUACUUCGAAUCGAUUUUAUCCGAUCGUUGCAUCACCGACAAACACGACAUCGAAGCGCAUAACAUUGAUUUUUACUACUGUUAUCGCGGCAGCAGUCAAUUGUUGCUGAAACCAAGGACCACCGAAGAAGUUUCGGUAAUUUUGAAGCAUUGCAAUGCAAGAAAAUUGGCCGUUUGCCCACAAGGUGGAAAUACUGGCUUGGUAGCUGGUACAACGCCAAUUUUUGAUGAAAUAAUUCUAUCGAUGCAGCUUAUGAAUAAGGUCGAACACGUCGAUGAAACGUCGGGUAUUCUGGUGUGCCAAUCGGGCUGUGUAUUGGAGAAACUUGAAGAGCGUGUAUUACGGCAUAAUCUCGUUAUACCAAUUGAUUUAGGGGCGAAAGGAAGUUGCCAUAUCGGUGGAAAUGUUUCCACCAAUGCCGGUGGAUUGCGGCUAUUAAGAUAUGGAAAUUUGCACGGAAAUGUAUUGGGAAUUGAAGCGGUUAAGGCAGAUGGAACGAUUUUGGAUCUAAUGUCGAACUUCAAGAAGGACAACACAGGAUAUCACUUGAAACAUUUGUUCAUUGGAUCGGAAGGAACGCUUGGUGUGGUUACGAAAUUAGCCAUCGCCUGUCCAACCGCAUCGAAAGCGGUAAAUGUAGCUUUUCUUGGCUUGAACAGUUUUGAAGAUGUUCUAAAAACAUUCACUGCGGCCAAACGGGAUUUGGGUGAAAUUUUGUCGGCGUGCGAAAUGAUGGACCAUCAAUCGCUUCGUAUUUGCGUUGAUCACUAUAAACUGAAAUCACCAGUGGGUGAGUAUCCAUUUUACUUGCUUCUCGAAACAUCGGGCAGCAAUAUAAAGCACGAUGAAGAAAAAAUGAGCAAUUUCCUGGAAUCAUCGUUGUCACGAGGUGAUAUUCAAGAUGGUACAGUAACCAGUGAUCCGAGCAAAGUAGCACACAUCUGGUCGAUUCGUGAACUCCUUCCAACUGCUAAAAUCAAUGAAAAGUACUUUUUCAAGUACGACAUUUCAGUGCCGAUUUCACGCUUCUAUGAGAUUGUGGAGGUGAUGAGAGAGCGUCUCGGUUACUUAGUCUAUGAUGUUCAAGGUUUUGGUCACAUGGGUGAUUCGAAUCUACAUAUAAAUGUCCUUUGCGAUGAAUAUAGUGAAGAGAUUGAGAAGCGCAUUGAACCAUUCAUUUACGAAUAUGCGGCCAAAUUGAAGGGAAGCAUCAGCGCCGAACACGGAAUCGGAUUCCAAAAGCGUGAAUAUUUGAAAACAUUCAAACAGCCCGAAGCAUUGCAUUUGAUGAAAGAACUCAAGUUGGUGAUGGAUCCAAACCGAAUUUUGAAUCCGUACAAAGUCUUGUGUGAUUAGGUAAGGUUUUGUGUUUGGAGGGAUUUUUUUUCUUCAUUUUUUCCCCAAAAUUUUAGCUUUUAAAAUAAUGGUUUUUUUUUUCUACAAAUUUUUUGCAAUAAAA
Molecule: messenger RNA, 1758 nt
Organism: Sitodiplosis mosellana (orange wheat blossom midge)
Lineage: Eukaryota; Metazoa; Arthropoda; Insecta; Diptera; Cecidomyiidae
Product: D-2-hydroxyglutarate dehydrogenase, mitochondrial-like
Exons: 5
Coding region: 144-1655 (503 amino acids)
Cellular component (GO): mitochondrion
Molecular function (GO): catalytic activity; FAD binding
Source: RefSeq, a predicted model, not a curated record